Molecule: messenger RNA, 4575 nt
Organism: Toxorhynchites rutilus septentrionalis
Lineage: Eukaryota; Metazoa; Arthropoda; Insecta; Diptera; Culicidae
Exons: 7
Coding region: 441-4049 (1202 amino acids)
Biological process (GO): extracellular matrix organization; cell adhesion
Cellular component (GO): extracellular matrix
Molecular function (GO): cell adhesion molecule binding
Source: RefSeq, a predicted model, not a curated record
AUUGAACGCGGUCGUCAGUUCUGGUGGGAACUUUGCUACGAGAGGUAACGAUACUUUUCAGACCUCGGUGAAUUCAGGAGGAUUUGUGCCGUGAUUCGUUCGUUGGAUUUCGCACGGAGAGCAAUUUUGGAAUUUUGCAGUUCAGUGAAUUGAUUGUGCUCCGAUAGAUAAGGCUGCCGGAGAAAAGCGUUCAGUGCAUCGUGGAAUUAUUGGUGAAGAGUGUGUUUGGAAAAAAAAAAGAAACGUGAUACGGCUGAGGAAAGUUGAAAUUCCGUGAUAGUGUCCCAAAAAAUGCAUUUUGUAAAGUGAAUUUCUAUGCAACAGUUGACACAAGGUACUUCUCGGGUGAAAUAGUGUGCAUCCUAGAAUCGAGCAAACGUUCCAACAAACCAAGCUUUUGUGUUGCAUCCUGUGCAUAGUGCUCUUCAGCGACGAUCAACAUGAGGCGCCUUAUCCUGUUCGUGGGCUUCCUGAUAACAGGUGUGCUGUCGCAAGGAUAUCUGCAGCCGCCACCAUUCAGACCGCCUCAGUUGAAAAUACAACGGCGACAGCUAUCACAGCAGCAGCAAACGCACAUCCUAAGCGACAUCCAGCAACACCAGCAUCGGUUCAAUCUUCAUCAGAAUCAGCGCCCUCCAAAUGUCGUAAUUCAACCCUCGAUUCAGCUAUCGCUUCCUCAACAACAAAUCAACACGAUCAGCCAUCGGCCAUUCUCUAACACCAAUAAUCACUACCAAUCAAACCCUCCACCUUUUAACAGCAAACAGUUACCUCCUCAAGCGCCUCCCAGUAAUUUCAGACCACCACAAUCAAGCAGACAACCACACAGUGGCUUCGGAGCACAACAAGAUACACGAAUUCCUCCAUCACCGCCAGCCCCACAGCAAAGACCAGCUCAGAACACUCUUCAGACAUCCCAAUCACAAUACUUCAAUGGACCCCCAUUGAACAGCCACUCCUUUGCCAACAAUGCUUUCCCAUCGGAAGCACCGCGAGCUCCGGACACACGUCCCCUUCCCCAUACGGUCCACAAUCAUUUCCUGCAACCUCCCAGUUUCCCUGCACAACCACCUACUGCUUCCCAAGUCCGUUUUCCAACGAAUCAUCCAGUUGCUCAAACUCAGCAACUUUUCCAAGCGUCAUCUCAACAAUCAUUUCUAGCGGCUUCACAACCCACAUUCGGCCAACAGAUUGCGCAACAAUCAUUUGAAAACAACCACAUUCGCUCCGAAGUCGUGCCACUAGCUCAACAACCACUACAGACAAAUAAUUUCAACCCAUUUGCCGUUCAACAACAACAACAACAACAGCAACAUCAACCACAACCACAACCACCGCAAAUACAACAACAGCCAUUCAACAAUUUCCCAGUAAUACCAAAUCUGCCACUGCUUGUUCCCACACAAACUCUCAACUCUCAACCUGGAGUUUUCCCCCAAAUCCAACCUGCCGCUGCCCAGCUAAAUCAACCCCAGCAACAUACGUUCCUCUCGCAAAAUCAACCCCAUUUGAGCUACCAACAGCAGCAAGAGCUCGAAAAACGCAUCAAGGAGGAAAGCAUUCGCAUUCGAGAGCUACAGGAGAAACAGAAGAUCAUCCAAAAGCACGAGCAGUUCCUGCAGAAACAAUACCAAAAACAACAAGUUAAGGUACAACAGCUGCAUCAGGACUUCCUGAAAAAGCAACAAAAAUCUCAACAGCAGGAAGAGUACGAUACAAUCCGCAAAACACCCGCACCCGUCGAUCAAGUCAGACAGCCAUCGGAGCGAGCUGUUCAGGAGAAAGCUACCAGAACACACCAGAGGUCCAAUCCAACCCCAACAACUACCCAUUCAGUCCCUUCAUCUACCGAACAUAACCUCUCCGUAAUUCCACUCAAAACAAACAGCAAAAAGGACUACAGCACUAUCACAAAAUCCGAUCUGGACGUACUUCUGCAGUCAAACCGACAAAAUCUCUACCAAACCAUCAACGCGGAACCACCCAAGCCAACGAAGGCUCGUCCAACGAAAGUUAAGUCCACAAAGGCACUUGGCCGUGACGAACUCCUAAAGCAACUCAAAUUGGCACUCGCCGAACAGGGACCUCACGACCUCGGGGAUAAAAAUUUCACUUCCACAGAUCUUGUCCUACCUAACGGCGAGAAGGUGCAAGUGAUUCGGACAACCGAUCCGGAGAUUAUAAAGCGUGCCAACGUCAACUCGGAGGCUGUUUUGACCCAGCAGCUCGAUUCGCCUACCACCGCGAAGCCGUUGUCGUUCGAGGACAUCGCCAAGAGUGGAAUUCUACCCCCCGGAGCAGACUUUGAACUGAUCAAACAAAAUGAAGACGGCCAAAUAGAGGAGGUGGCCAAAAUUCCGCCACAGAAGAAGGUUACGUUCGUUUACUUGGAGGAACAAGAUGAUGGGUCUUAUAAAGUACAAGGUGUGAAAGGUAGCAGCGACAAGGAAACCAAAACUUCAGGUGCCGACGUGGACAGUAUUCUGAAGAGAAUAAAAAACGGUGAUAUACAGCUACCGCCGUCAUCGAAAAAAGUUUUCCAACCACCGGUCGAUGGGGAAGUGUUCACCGGAAGUACAACGCCGAGAAUUGUUCCUGUUCAGAAGGCCAACUCGGUCACUAUAAUUCCUCACAGUACGCCUCUUGAGAAUCAGCAAUCGACAGACUUCGUGGCUGAUCACACUAUACCUAGAACCGUUUCCUCUCCUCCUUCACAAGCCUAUGCGACUACAGCAGCUCCUUCCAGGUCAAGUUCCGUCUCAGCAUACUCUCCGUCUACCUACUCUGCAAGCACCAUUCCCCAAACAUCGACCAUCGCAUCCACCCAAUCCCCAAUCACAAACUACUAUCAAAAUGAUAACACCAUCCACUAUGGUGGGAUCAGCUCAUCGUAUCCCACGUCCACUCCUCCCUCGCCAAGCGCCACUCCCGUUCCGAGCUCCUCAACCGCCCAAUACACCACCCGGGCCGAGAACCAUAUUUCCGCCUCAACGGUAGCUCAUCAAACAGCCAGCUCCAACGUCUACCAGCAACACGCCACCGGUAAGUUCGAUGUAGUGAUCCCAACCGUUCCCACCCCGGAAGCCACCGUGACCCCGCAGAAUGCCUACCAGCAGCAGGAUCCGUCGUCGCCACUGAUCCAGGAGCAGCAAACACUGCCGCCCACCUCUUCAACGACCAAUGAACUGCCAGCAAUCCUCAAGAAAAACGGAUUAUUUGCGAUGGCCAAAUACCUCCGCCAGUCUGGCUUGGAUACCAUUUUGAACGAAACCGGUCCGUACACGAUAUUCGUGCCGACCGACAAGGCUUUCCGCAGUCUCCUGGUGCAACUGGGAGGACCUGAGAAAGCCGAGGAGAAGUUCAAGAACAAUCCACGAUUGCUGAGUGGGCUUCUACUGCAUCACGUUAUUCCGGGGUCGUUCGAAAUUGGAUCACUACAGGACGAAAUGACCGGUGUUUCUCUGGCCGGAACGCAGCUGCGAGUCAACCAGUACAAUAUGCACGACUCCGAGUGGAACGAUGUCAAGGUAGAGGAGGUCACAACAAUUAACGGCGCCAUGGUCGUACCAGACAAAAAGGACAUCAGCAUUCCCCAAGGCAUUGCGCAUGCCGUAGACCGAGUUAUGUUCCCCCUUCCAGUCGGUGACAUCCUGCAGACCCUACAGUCAGACAGAGAGCGACGAUUCACUCACUUCCUGCGGGCACUAUACGCAUCGGGAAUGUCCGAUACUCUGCAGAACAAAGGUAUUAAAACGUACACAGUAUUCGCACCGACCGAUGCUGCCUUUGACAAAUACUCGACGGACGAACUCAACAACCUAGUCACCGACAAGGACCAGGCGGAAGAACUGGUCAAGAAGCAUGUUGUACCAGGAACGCUGUUCACCGCUGGCAUGCGGUUCUACCAAGUGAAGGAUGCAAUGGCCGAUGGUAAAACAAUUACUCUUCAGAAGAACGGAGGUAAAAUCAAAAUUAACGAUGGAUAUCUACAAACAUCCAACAUCCCGACGACAAAUGGAGUGAUACAUGCCGUGGAUGCGUUGCUUUAAGAUCACCUCCAUUAUCCUGUCACCAACUAGUUUCUUCUCAAAAAAAAAAACACAAACAAGUACCCAAAAACUUUCGAAAUGUAUCAACGAAAAUCUUUGCACAUACCCUCAUCCCAUAUUGUUUGGAAACACUAUUUAUUAACCACGAAUCAAAUUCGAAUCACCUUCUUAAACGAAGAAAAAAAACAACAUUAAGCGUUGAGCGGGAAUAAGCUGAGAACUGCUUUCGGGAGGAUUCCCACGGCGGUCAGUUCCUCUCCCUUGGACAGUAGCAGCACGUACCGUUUUAGAUUAGUUCAAACUAAGCAAUUGUUAAUCUUGUUGAACUUGUUAAACAACGUAAGGAAUCAUUAAACAUCGUUAAUUGUAAGUGACAAUGUUAAUUUAUUGAUAAGUGUAGCUUUUAGCCGCUAAGCAACCGUUAGGGCCAAUCUUGUACAUACUGUUCUCUAAUGUCUAGAGGUAAUAAUACAAACAAUACUUAGUGUAAAAUAAGCCGUAGUAAAUUCUAGUACCGAUAUAUAAA